Molecule: messenger RNA, 1543 nt
Organism: Acanthopagrus latus (yellowfin seabream)
Lineage: Eukaryota; Metazoa; Chordata; Actinopteri; Spariformes; Sparidae
Gene: fgfbp3
Product: fibroblast growth factor binding protein 3
Exons: 3
Coding region: 130-849 (239 amino acids)
Biological process (GO): cell-cell signaling
Molecular function (GO): growth factor binding
Source: RefSeq, a predicted model, not a curated record
CGAACCCCUCCACCUCCACCUCCUCCUCCUCCUCCUCCUUUAUCCUCGUCUUCUCCCCUCUUUUAUCCGAGUGCUGGCGGCCCCCACAUUCUCACAGCGACUCAGAGCCGUGGAGCGUCACAUGCCACCAUGAGCGUCCUGCCGUGCAGUUUCGUCCUCCUCCUCCUCCUCUGCCUCCCCGUCCUCGGUGAGGCGAAGCGUCAGCCUGGUCAGGCCAAACCCGACAAACCUCGCCAGCCGCCGCCGUCGCCCCAACCGGCGAAGAGGCCCAGAAACCGCUCGGUGCCCGGCUCUGGAGAGCUGAGCACCAAGGAGGGCCAUCGCUGCAUCUGGCAGACGUCCGGAGAAGGCCUGGUGAGCCUGCUGGUGAACUGCAGCACUGAAACACUGGGAGACCCGGAGAGGUACUGGUGUCGGUACGCCGGUAAACCGGACCUCUGCCAGGCCUACGGGGUGAAGUCCAGCCAGUACUGGAAGCAGCUGGUGGGGAAGCUGAAGAAGAGGCAGAACGCCUGCGAAGGAGAGAAAGUCCUGAAGGCCAAAACCUGCAAGAAGGCUCCGAGCGAGGCCCACAUGAAGCUCGCCCAGCGCAGCGGAGAGGACGAGAGGAAGGGAGGCAAGGAGGGAGGGAAGAAGAAAGGAGCGCCGACCGGCAAGAGCUCAGACGGAGGGAAGGCAGAGAGGAGGAAGAAGAAGGAGGAGGAGGAGGAAGAGGAGAAGAAGAGGCUGGAGGAGAGGACUGGGUUUGACGAGGAUGGAGUGGUGAACGACAUGGACCCGGCGCAGAGCUACUGCAGCGAGGGCUGGAACUCCGUCUGCUCCUUCUUCGUCAAGUUUUUUGAGGGUUGAUGGGAAACGUGGAGCUGUUUGAUGGAGCGUGUUCACAAUCUGGACCCAACCCACGUUUAUACAAGCGCCAGGCAGCUUAUUUUAUAAAACCCAUGAGCGAGAAAAGAAGUUUAUCACAAUGUCAAAUAGAAGGUGAAACAUUUACAAAUGAGGCCCUGUGGCAUCUAAUUUGUGAGGUUAUAGCAGGGCGGAAAUUAAAAUCCUGGCGAUCUGAAUGAUAUAAAACCUUGAAAUCAAGCUGCAAUUCAUUAUUAACGUCGCUCACAGGCGUCAGACACGCCGACAAUCUGCUGAUGUGAACUCACAGCGGAGGAAAAUCAAGCAACAUGAUAUCUGGCUCCAGUUUGUCGUGAUGAAACAUAUUUAGCUGUGUGUCGUAUGAAGCUUGUUGUAGUUUGUGUUUUAGAAAGGUAAAAAGAGUUUAAACAAUCAGCCGGAGAUCAUCGCCGACGAUGUGACAGCCGUCGUAUUGAUAAUUAGCCGAUUAGACGUGUUGUUGAUUCUUAUUCUCGUGAUGUGAAACUAAUAUUUUCUAUAAACUCUGUGAAACUGUAAAAACAAUCUGUGUGAUUUGUGACGGUUAGACUUUUUUUUAUACAUAUUUGUAAAGAUGUUUUAACACUGUUUUCUGGAAUUCUGCAAUAAAAAAAACAAAAUGCUUGAAAUAAAGAGACGUUUCUGUGGUCGCACCACU